UGGGGCCCCUGGGCAAUAGGGGAUCAUGGGGCCCCUGUGUCCUUGCCCACACCCAAAAAAGCCUAUGAAACAGUCAAUGAAAGUGACGUCAGCACGGCAAGCUCCUCGCUGACGCGUUUCGUGUGCCAGCACGUUGUCAAAGGGAACAGUUGCUUAAAGGGUCCCACUCAGGGGUGGACUGACAACUCAUGGGGCCCCUGGGCAAUAGGGGAUCAUGGGGCCCCUGUGUCCUUGCCCAAACUCAAAAAAGCCUAUGAAAAAAGUACCAGGGGCAUCUCAUGGGGCCCCCUACUGUCCCCGGGCCCUCAAGCAGUGCCCGAGUUUCCAAAUGGUCAAUCCACCCCUGAGUCCCACUGAGAGGUCUG
This is a messenger RNA of Staurois parvus, 365 nucleotides long. NCBI's taxonomy places the organism in Eukaryota, Metazoa, Chordata, Amphibia, Anura, Ranidae. The record is from the annotation of a GenBank genome assembly.